Cricetulus griseus (Chinese hamster) is the source of this 3879-nucleotide messenger RNA. The record is from RefSeq and is a predicted model, not a curated record. NCBI's taxonomy places the organism in Eukaryota, Metazoa, Chordata, Mammalia, Rodentia, Cricetidae.
AUGCGCCCCAGGUGUGUUGUCAGGGACAUGGCGAAGCCUGCUGUCUGCAAAACACCAAGAAAUGCUGAAAGCCAGCCCCAUCAACCACCACUGAGAUUGCAUCAACAGUUUGAAAGCUAUAAGGAGCAAGUGAGAAAAAUUGGAGAGGAAGCGCGGCGUUACCAGGGCGAGCACAAAGAUGAUGCCCCGACUUGUGGAAUCUGCCAUAAGACAAAGUUCGCUGAUGGAUGUGGCCAUCUUUGCUCCUAUUGUCGCACCAAGUUCUGUGCACGCUGUGGAGGUCGUGUGUCCCUGCGAUCGAACAAUGAGGACAAAGUGGUUAUGUGGGUAUGCAAUUUAUGUCGAAAGCAACAAGAAAUCUUAACCAAAUCUGGAGCAUGGUUCUUUGGAAGUGGCCCUCAGCAGCCCAGUCAGGAUGGGACUCUGAGUGACACAGCUACAGGUGCUGGAUCUGAGGUGCCAAGAGAAAAGAAAGCACGACUCCAAGAGCGAUCGAGGUCUCAGACACCCUUGAGUACAGCCGCUGCCUCUUCCCAAGACACUGCUUCCCCUGGUGCAGCACUGGACAGAAACAAAGGGGUUGAGCCUUCACAGCAAGCCGUGGGACCUGAACAGAAGCAGGCAUCAAGGUCUAUAAGCGAGCCACCAAGGGAAAGGAAGAAGGCUCCAGGGCUUUCAGAGCAGAAUGGCAAGGGAGGCCUGAAGAGCGAGCGCAAACGCGUGCCUAAGUCCGCGGUGCAGCCCGGGGAGGGGACCGCGGAAGAGCGGGAGCGGAAGGAAAGGCGGGAAACCCGCAGGCUGGAGAGAGGGCGCUCCCAGGACUACCCGGACCGGCCGGAGAAACGCGAGGAUGGCAGGGCGGCGGAGGACGAGAAGCAGAGGAAAGAGGAGGAGUACCAGACCAGGUCCGAGUCCGUGCGACCGUCCCCGCCCAAGCCGCACCGGCCCAAGCGGGGAGGCAAGAGGCGACAGAUGUCGGUGAGCAGCUCCGAGGAAGAGGGCGUGUCCACGCCGGAGUACACCAGCUGUGAGGACGUGGAGCUGGAGAGCGAGAGCGUGAGCGAGAAAGGUGAUUUGGAUUAUUACUGGUUGGAUCCUGCGACGUGGCACAGCCGGGAAACGUCUCCUAUUAGUUCGCAUCCUGUAACGUGGCAGCCGUCAAAAGAGGGAGACCGAUUAAUUGGCCGUGUUGUUCUUAACAAAAGAACAACCAUGCCCAAAGAAUCAGGUGCAUUAUUGGGUCUGAAAGUGGUUGGAGGAAAAAUGACAGACUUAGGACGCCUUGGUGCUUUCAUCACCAAAGUAAAGAAGGGUAGCCUGGCAGAUGUGGUUGGACACCUAAGAGCAGGGGAUGAAGUUCUAGAGUGGAAUGGUAAACCCCUGCCGGGAGCAACAAACGAAGAAGUUUACAACAUUAUUUUAGAAUCAAAAUCAGAACCUCAAGUUGAAAUUAUUGUUUCAAGGCCUAUUGGUGAUAUCCCCCGGAUCCCUGAGAGCUCCCAUCCUCCCUUGGAGUCCAGUUCAAGUUCCUUUGAAUCUCAGAAGAUGGAAAGGCCUUCCAUUUCUGUUAUUUCUCCAACCAGCCCUGGAGCUCUGAAAGAUGCCCCACAAGUCUUGCCAGGGCAACUCUCUGUGAAGCUCUGGUAUGAUAAAGUGGGACACCAGCUGAUUGUGAAUGUUCUACAAGCAACUGAUCUGCCCCCUAGAGUAGAUGGCCGCCCCAGGAAUCCCUAUGUAAAAAUGUACUUUCUUCCAGAUAGAAGCGACAAAAGUAAAAGAAGGACCAAAACAGUAAAGAAAAUUCUAGAACCAAAAUGGAAUCAAACAUUUGUCUACUCACACGUGCAUCGUAGAGAUUUUCGGGAGCGAAUGUUAGAAAUUACUGUGUGGGAUCAGCCAAGAGUACAAGAGGAAGAAAGUGAAUUUCUUGGAGAGAUCCUCAUAGAAUUGGAAACGGCACUUUUAGAUGAUGAGCCCCAUUGGUAUAAACUCCAGACACAUGAUGAAUCUUCACUACCUCUGCCUCAGCCAUCACCGUUCAUGCCACGGCGGCACAUUCAUGGAGAGAGCUCCAGCAAAAAACUACAAAGAUCUCAGCGAAUCAGUGAUAGUGACAUCUCAGAUUAUGAGGUUGAUGAUGGUAUUGGAGUAGUGCCUCCAGUGGGUUAUAGAGCUAGUGCUAGAGAAAGUAAAGCAACAACAUUAACAGUACCAGAGCAACAAAGAACGACUCAUCACCGCUCACGGUCGGUGUCUCCUCAUCGCGGCGAUGAUCAGGGAAGGCCGCGUUCACGUUUACCAAAUGUGCCAUUACAGAGGAGCUUAGAUGAAAUUCAUCCAACAAGAAGGUCACGCUCUCCAACCAGACACCAUGAUGCCUCCCGAAGUCCGGUCGAUCACAGAUCCAGACAUAUGGAAAGUCAGUAUUCAUCAGAACAAGAAAGUGAGCUUCUCAUGCUGCCCAGAGCAAAACGAGGACGAAGUGCAGAGUGCCUACACACGACCAGAUAUCUUGUUAGGCACUCUAAUACAUUACCACCCAAGAUGCCUUUGUUGCAAAACAACUAUCUUUGGAUCAACAGCACAAUCCUGCCUGCACACACUAAGACCAGAUCAGUGACUAGACAGGAUAUUCCCCUUCGUUGAAACUUGAGCGUGCUGAGACUGACUGACGAGUUACCUGUUAGCUAAGCACAUCAGGAACUGCAGCCCUCCCUUGCCAGGGCUAAGAGUGCUAGUACCAACUGCUUGAGACCAGACACUAGUUUGCAUUCACCAGAACGAGAAAGGGGUAGAUGGUCCCCCUCCCUAGAUAGGAGGCGACCUCCUAGCCCCAGGAUUCAAAUCCAGCAUGCAUCUCCGGAGAAUGACAGGCACUCCAGAAAGUCUGAAAGAUCUAGCAUCCAAAAACAGACUAGGAAAGGCACAGCCUCCGAUGCAGACAGGGUUCUCCCAUCAUGCCUUUCUAGAAGGGGAUACGCAAUCCCAAGAGCAACUGAUCAAGCAGUCAUUAGGGGAAAGCAUCCCACUCGCUCACGGUCGAGCGAGCACUCUAGUGUCAGAACCCUGUGUUCUAUGCACCACCUUACCCCCGGAGGCUCGGCGCCACCUUCUCCGCUUCUGACAAGAACGCACCGACAAGGAAGCCCAACCCAGUCUCCUCCAACAGACACAUCCUUCAGCAGUCGCCGGGGAAGACAGCUUCCACAGGUGCCAGUUCGAAGCGGCAGUAUAGAACAAGCAAGCUUAGUAGUGGAGGAGCGAACAAGACAGAUGAAAAUGAAAGUUCACCGGUUUAAGCAGACAGCAGGGUCUGGGUCUAGCCAAGAACUUGAUCGCGAGCAAUAUUCCAAGUAUAACAUACAUAAAGAUCAGUACAGAAGCUGUGAUAACGUCUCUGCCAAGUCAUCAGAUAGUGAUGUCAGUGAUGUGUCCGCCAUUUCCCGAACCAGCAGUGCCUCACGCCUCAGCAGCACAAGCUUUAUGUCAGAGCAAUCUGAGCGCCCCAGGGGUAGGAUCAGUUCAUUUACCCCCAAAAUGCAAGGCAGACGGAUGGGGACUUCAGGAAGAGCCAUCAUUAAGAGCACCAGUGUAAGUGGAGAGAUGUACACGCUGGAGCAUAAUGACGGCAGCCAGUCAGACACGGCCGUGGGGACCGUUGGAGCAGGUGGAAAGAAGCGGAGAUCCAGCUUGAGUGCCAAAGUGGUAGCCAUCGUAUCUCGCAGAAGCAGAAGCACGUCGCAGCUCAGCCAGACAGGUGAGUACAGUGCUCUCCGCCUCGCACAACUGGGUUGUGCUGGAGAUGCCCGGGUUGUGGUUUUCAUGUCAGGACUUGAAAUAGGAUUGUGCCUGUGUUCGGUUUCUCUUUUCUGUGUCUGA